GACUUUUACAGUGAUGCGGGGGUCGGAUAAAAUAUCGCAGUCAGUUAAUCCAAGUUUUUGUCGGACUAAUUUUAAAAAUGUAAUAUUGAUUUCUUGGAGCUCGUGGGGAAAACAAUUUUAAUAUUCCCAUUAUUUUGUCCAUCAGCUGUUCUCGGUUCUAGUUGGUGUAAUCGCGAGAUGUGACGCAGAGCGGCGGAGUGCGUAACUGACACAGAGCCAAGACCGGAGUUCCUCACUGCUGAUGGUACCGGGCGGAGGAGAACCAGGAGCAGAAGGAGUCAGCAGUGGCAGGGGACUGAUGGUUCCGACUUAGUCUCGUAGAUUUAGUAGUUUUACGUUUACCGUUGGAUCCUUACAUAUCCAGAAAAAAAGAGAAAGGGAAAAAAAUACGUGAAGAUGGCGGCCGCGGCCUCGCCGGGCUCCGGUUCGUCGCCGGGCUCCGGCUUGUGUGCCUCCUCGGACUGGAUUGUGGUGAGAGAUGGCUGCCUGCGCUGCGACGAGGAGGGCCUGCGGAGCCUCUCCUACCACCCGGCCCUUAACGCUAUUUUAGCCGUCACCAGCCGGGGCAGCAUCAAAGUCAUAGACGGCACUUCUGGGGCCACACUCCAGUCUUCGGCGCUGCAGGCUAAGCCCGGUGGUCGUGUCAGGUGUCAGUACUUUCCUGCAGUGGACAAGGUGCUUUUUGUGGACGACUAUGCUGUAGGAUGCAGGAAGGACCUUAACGGCAUCCUGCUCCUGGACACGGCUCUGCAGCCUCCCGUUGCCAAACCGGAGGACAUGGUUCAGCUGGAGCUGCCGGUCACAGAGGCUCAGCAGAUGCUGUCAGCUUGUCAGGAGAAGAUCGACGUCUCCAACAUGGAGGGCUACCAACUUUUUAUCAGCCAGCUGAAAGAAGGCCUGAAGAAUACCUCACACGAGACCGCCGCCAAUCACAAAGUGGCUAAGUGGGCAACCGUGACCUUUCACCUCCCCCACCAUGUGUUGAAGCUCGUGGCUGGCACCAUCGUCAGCGAACUCAAGAAGAUAAACCAGAACGUCGCUGCCAUGUCUGUGGCCUCCUCCAUCAUGGACAGGCUGUCCUACCUCUUGUCCAGCGCGAGACCUGAGCUCGGGGUGGGUCCCGGGCGCUCCGUAGACAGAUCCCUGAUGUACAGCGAGGCCAACCGGCGGGAGACGUUCACAUCAUGGCCGCACGCCGGGUACAGGUGGGCUCAGCCCGACCCGAUGGCUCAAGCAGGAUUUUACCACCAGCCGGCCUCGACAGGAGACGACAGAGCCAUGUGUUUCACCUGCAGCGUGUGUUUGGUGUGUUGGGAACCUACAGACGAGCCCUGGUCGGAGCAUGAGCGACAUUCACCCAAUUGUCCGUUUGUGAAGGGAGAGCAUACACAGAACGUCCCCCUGUCAGUUACCCUAGCAACAAGCCCCGCCCAGUUUCCCAGCAGUCCCGACAGCUCAGAUAAAAUUGCCUGCUACGGGUUCGGUAGCUGCCCACAGUUCUUGGCUGCCGCCACCAAGAGGGGAAAGAUCUGCAUCUGGGAUGUCUCCAAGAUGAUGAAGGUGCACCUGAAGUUUGACAUCAACCCGUACGAUCCGGCCAUCCUCCGACAGCUGAUCCUGUGCAGCGGGGAGCAGGUUCUGACAGAGUCUCGGAGACCAACUGUGACCUGGUUGGAGGAGUCGUCGUCCUGCUCCGACCUGCCCAAGCUAGAGGGGGACAGCGACGACCAGCUGGAGGACUCGGACAGCGAAGAGCAUUCCCGGUCAGAAUCCGUAACAGGCCAGCCGUCCCAGUGGGAGAGCAUGGACCUGAGCCUUGGGGUGACGGCGCUGAGCGUGCUCCAGCAGCCCGAGAACCUCCAGUGGGAGGUGGUGGCAAGUGUCCUGGAGGACACCGUGAAAGAUUUGGAGGAACUGGGUGCAAACCCCUCGUUGAACCAAACCAAGACCCACAGCCAGGCUAAAAGUAAAGACAAGCUGCCUGAGCACCACAACAUUCCCUUUCCCUGCCUGUUGGCUGGAGGUCUCCUCAGCUACUGCUCAGCAUCCAGCACCCCCAUAGCGGUUCCCCCUACAUCAGCCCUACCUUCAACACGGAGGACCACACAGGGUCCACACAGGACUCAGGGCCCUGAGCCUUUUUCUGGGCCUCUACAGGAACAAGGUUCCAUGGAAAUAGAUGCUUGCAAUCCCCAGACUGCCCCCCAGGAGCCGAUGUUUUCUAAUCAGUCAGGGUCUCAGCUUCCCAGCCCCUCCUCUCUGUCGGCUCUGCGCAGGACUAUACCGGUGCUGCUGCUGUACAGCAUCAGGGAGGUGGACGACAAGUCCUCAGGACAGGUGUUUGCCCAGAUGAACAACCUAAUGAGCAAGGGGCUCCACGAGGAGGGCUUCACCGUGCCACAGAUCAUCGAGAUGGAGUUUGAUACGCACGAGCAGCUGCUGCUUCAGGACCCGCCCAUCACCUACAUCCAGCAGUUUGCUGACGCAGCCACUAACCUGGCAGGUUUGGACGGUCACGUGGACAAAUGGAGCACGUUGGGUGCAGCAACCGUCUCCACCCCGCCUCGACCCGGAGCACUAGUGCAGUGUUUACGGCUGCCCAAGCAGCUGGAGGAGGAGAGCCUGUAUGUGGACUCCAUCACGCCGUGCUGGGACGGCGUCCACCUGCUGGUCUGCCUGCAGCCUUGUGGCUCAGAGUCUCUCAGCGCCACCAACCAGGUGGAGGCGCUCAACAAUCUGAACCGUCUGCACUCGGCCCUGUGCAGCCAGCGCAAAGGAGACCCUCUCCACCCGGUGGCCAACGGAGUGGAAAGCCUUCAUCCUGGGGGGUCCCCCCCUCAGACCCCCCUCAUUUUACCCCCAGGAGAGCCGCUGCAGCAGAGGACUCAGAGCCGGGGCAGUGGGGGGGGCUAUCUUGCACUCUACAAACUCAACUACUCCACCCAUAUAGUCACUUUAGAAGAGGAGCCAAUCAAGGUGCAGCAGAUCAGGGACCCUUGUGAUGCCAUCACCUCUCUCAUAUUACUUCCUCCAGACGUGCUCGACAGCAGAGAGGAUGAGAGUGAGGAGGCCUCUGAGGAGGCGCUCCCCUCAGCUCCAAAAAAUGGUUCCUGUGGGCCUGAAACGGGUCCAGCAAGUCCUGCUGGCUCUGGGACUGCAUACAGAGCAGCCACCAGCAGCAGUGCUACGGUCACCAGUCCUUCCACCUCUGCCUCCUGCUAUAAAGAGUGCAAACGGGCAGAGAUGGCAGGCCUGGGCCACCUGGUGGUCACCACCCAAACUGGACACAUAAUGAUCCUGGACCUGUCCACGUUGGAGGUCCUGGCCAAGGUAGAGCCCCCUAAAAGGGACGGGUUAGCUGAAGAACCCGACCCAUUUGUCUCGGUUACCUACUGCUCUGGGACCGACCGCCUCUGUGCCUGCACUAAAGGUGGAGAACUUCAUUUCCUUCAAAUUGGAGGUGUGUGUGAUGAUGUAGAUGAUGGAGACAUGUUUAUUGAUGGCCCCCUUUCUAAAGGGUCUGAACCGCUUCUGGAGGGCACCAAGCCUUCCUCCAACCCAUCUAGUCCUGGAAUCACAGGAGUGGACCUCCUGGUGGACCAAACUCAGACCACAGAGAGUCUGAUGUCUUUGGUGGAGUUGACCCGCUUCGAGACGCUGACGCCUCGUUUCUCAGCCACCGUGCCUCCGUGCUGGGUGGAGGUGCAGCAGGAGCAGCAGCAGCGGCGCCACCCGCAGCACCUUCACCAGCAGCAUCACGGAGAUGCAGCCCAACACACGCGAACGUGGAAGCUCCAGAGUUACAGCUCCAGCUGGGACGAGCAUGUGUUUGAGCUGGUGCUCCCUAAAGCCUGCAUGGUCGGCCACGUGGACUUCAAGUUCGUCCUGAACACCAACAUCGUCAACAUUCCUCAGAUUCAGGUCACUCUGCUGAAGAACAAAGCGCCCGGGCUGGGCAAAGUCAGCGAGACAGCAGUGGACAGACAGAUUUCAUUUCCUCUUUCAAACGUCCUCCAUGCCAACGGCGAGAAGAACGGUCCGCCUCUGCUACAGGACUUCAGCGAGGACAUUCAGUUCAUGGACAUCGAGGAGACAUCAGGUUCUGUGUUGUGUCCGUUUCUGGAGGACCACAAGGAGGACAUCCUGUGUGGUCCAGUGUGGUUAGCCAGUGGGCUGGACCUCUCUGGUCACUCUGGGAUGCUCAGCCUCACCAGUCCCAAACUGGUCAAAGGCAUGGCAGGAGGAAAGUAUCGCUCCUUCCUGGUUCACAUCAAAGCAGUGAGCGAUAACGGCAUGGAGGAAGGCCCGAGGCCCGUGGUGAGAAUGCCCAGUGCAAAGCCCCAGAGCUCCAAAGCUCACUCCCUGUCCUCCCUGCUGCAGCAGGCUCAGGCCUCCAAGGAGAGGGUUUCUCCUGGAAAAAUGGAGAACUCGUCACAGUCCAAGAAAGUUGAGAACCUACGAGGGUGUGACCAGCUGCAGGAAGUUUCAGUCACAAUCAGAAGGUUCAAGAAAACAUCGGUACCCAAAGAAAGGGUCCAGCGCUGUGCCAUGCUGCAGUUCCCAGACUUCCAUGAGAAGCUGCUGGAUGCUCUGUGUCAGCAGGCGGAGGGCAUCCCUGCCACCGAGCACGCCCAAAGCCUCACUCUGGACAUCCUGUGCUGGCUCGCUGGCGUUUUCUCUAACGGACCCUGCAGCAUCAGAGAAGGAAAGGAGGGUCUGCUGGCCAAAACUCGGAUCAGGUUAACCAACAUCGUGCGGGUUUGUUUCUUUGAAGCGGGUCGCAGCAUCGCACACAAAUGUGCCCGCUUUCUUGCACUUUGUAUUAGCAAUGGCAAAGGAGACCAAAGUCAACAGGGUUUUGGUGUGAGCCUUCUGAAGGCUCUGCUAGAUAACAUGCCUUACUUACCUGCAGCAGCCACAGGUGGUUCUAUGUUCUGGUACUUUGUGCUGCUAAACUACGUGAAGGAGGAGGAUCUGGCAGGUUGCAGCACAGCGUGCGCUUCCUUACUCACCGCCAUCUCUCGCCAGCUGCAGGACCGCCUCACCCCACUGGAGGCGCUGCUGCAAACUCGGUACGGUCUGUACAGCUCUCCGUUUGACCCCGUGCUCUUUGACCUGGAGGUCAGUGGUUCUUCCUGUAAAAAUGCCUUCAGCGGCAGCAUCGGAGUCCAGUCAGACGAGAUCGACCUGUCGGACAUCCUCUCAGGAAACGGGAAAGUGAGCAGCUGUGCAGCAGCAGAGGGCAGCUUCACCGCACUGACUGGACUGCUGGAAGUGGAGCCUUUGCACUUUACUUGUAUCUCCACCAGUGACGGCACACGGGUGGAGCGGGACGAUGCCAGCAUGUUCACUGUGAGUACGUUUGGAGUGACCCCGAACGUGGGCGGCCUGUCCACCGGGACGGUCGGAGAAGCUUCCACAGCUCUGAGUUCUGCUGCUCAGGUGGCUCUUCAGUCGCUGUCCCACGCCAUGGUGUCAGCAGAGCAGCAGCUGCAGGUCCUGCAGGAGAAGCAGCAGCAGCUGCUGAAGCUGCAGCAGCAGAAAGCGAAGCUGGAGGCCAAACUGCACCAGACCACCUCUGCAGCUGCUGCUGUUGCCUCAGGGGUUGGACCCAUGCACAACUCUGUGCCUUCAAACCCCUCAUCCGCUCCGGGCUUCUUCAUCCACCCCUCUGAUGUCAUCCCACCUACACCUAAAACCACGCCCCUCUUCAUGACCCCUCCCCUCACCCCGCCCAACGAGGCGGUGUCUGCUGCCAUCGGCUCGGAGCUGGCGCACCUGUUCACCGGUUCCAUGAUGGAUACUGGACCCGUCAACCUGGCUGCACAUAAGAACGCCCAGAAAGCCAAACCGAGCCCCGUGGGCAGUGGUCUGGCUCUGGCCAUCUCCCAGGCAUCGCACUUCCUGCAGCCUCCUCCGCACCAGUCCAUCAUCAUAGAGCGGAUGCAUUCAGGAGCUCGUCGCUUCGUCACUCUGGACUUCGGCCGACCCGUGCUGCUGACGGACGCUCUGAUCCCGACCUGUGGAGACCUGGCCUCCCUAUCCAUAGACAUCUGGACGCUGGGCGAGGAGGUGGAUGGCCGCCGGCUGGUAGUGGCCACUGACAUCAGCACCCACUCACUCGUCCUCCACGACUUGCUGCCACCGCCAGUGUGCAGGUUCAUGAAGAUUACGGUGAUUGGGCGCUACGGCAGCACCAGCGCACGAGCCAAGAUUCCCCUGGGCUUCUACUAUGGCCACACCUACAUCCUCCCAUGGGAGAGCGAACUUAAACUCAUGCAUGAUCCUCUGAGAGGAGAGAGCGAAGCUGCUAGUCAGCCAGAUGUGGACCAGCAUCUGACCAUGAUGGUAGCUCUACAGGAGGACAUUCAGUGCAGGUACAAUCUAGCGUGCCACCGUUUGGAAACGCUUCUUCAGAACAUCGACUUGCCGCCUCUUAACAGCGCCAACAACGCCCAGUACUUCCUACGAAAGCCAGACAAGGUGGUGGAGGAGGACCAGCGGGUGUUCUCAGCCUAUCAGGACUGCAUCCAGCUGCAGCUGCAGCUGAACCUGGCUCACCACGCCGUCCAGCGGCUGCGUGUGUCUCUGGGCGCCAGCCGCAAGGCUCUGCCGACAGCGGGCGACCCGGAGGCUGAAGAGCUGGUCCACAACUCCUCCACAGAGCAGCUGAGGACCAUCAUCCGUUACCUUCUGGACACGCUGCUCAGCCUGCUGCACUCCAACAAUGGACACUCUGUGCCUUCGGUGCUCCAAAGUACCUUUCACGCUGAAGCCUGUGAGGAGCUUUUCAAGCACCUUUGCAUCAGCGGAACACCUAAAAUCCGUCUUCACGCUGGCCUGCUGCUGGUGCAGCUGUGUGGAGGAGAACGCUGGUGGGGCCAGUUCCUCUCCAACGUUCUGCAGGAACUCUACAACUCUGAACAGCUGCUUAUUUUCCCCCAGGACAGGGUCUUCAUGCUUCUGUCCUGCAUCGGCCAAAGAUCUCUGAGUAACAGCGGCGUGUUGGAGGGUCUCCUAAACCUCCUGGACAGUCUGCUGUCUCCACUGCAGCAGCCACAAGCCAUGUCCCAACGCAGGACUGAAGGUAUUUUGGACAUUCCUAUGAUCAGCUGGGUGGUGAUGCUGGUUUCCAGACUGUUGGACUGCGUGGCCAGUAUAGAAGACGAAGCUUCUGGGAACAAGAAGAACCUUGGAGGGAAGGAACGGGAGAGGCCCGUAACAGGGAUCCAGUGGAGUUUCAUCAACAACAGCCUUCAGUCUCAGAACACCAGCAGGUCCGCUAAAGGCAGCAGCAGCCUGGACCGGCUCUACUCACGCAAGCUCCGCAAGCAGCUCGUCCACCACAAGCAGCAGUUAAAUCUAUUGAAAGCAAAACAGAAAGCUUUGGUUGAGCAGAUCGAGAAGGAGAAGAUCCAGAGUAACAAAGGCUCUUCCUACAAACUGCUGGUGGAACAGGCCAAACUCAAGCAAGCCACGUCCAAGCACUUUAAAGACCUGAUCCGUCUGCGGCGGACCGCCGAAUGGCCUCGCUCCACGUUGGAUGCCGAGUCCACAACAGCCAAAGAAGCCCCAGAAGUGGAGCCUUUGCCCUUCACCCUUUGCCACGAACGCUGCAUCUCUGUGGUGCAGAAGCUCGCCCUCUUCCUGCUCUCCAUGGACUUCACCUGCCACGCCGAUCUGCUGCUUUUUGUCUGCAAGGUGCUCGCUAGGAUCGCCAACGCAACACGACCCACAAUCCACCUGUGUGAGGCGGUGUCUGAGCAGCAGCUGGAGCGCCUCCUGCUGCUGCUGGUGGGGACGGACUUUAAUCGUGGAGACAUCUCCUGGGGGGGAGCUUGGGCACAGUACUCCCUCACCUGUAUGCUGCAGGACAUCCUGGCAGGUGAGCUGCUGACUCCGAGCUCUCUGGACGCCAUGGAUGAGGUGGUGGUCGUAGGUGACGAGGUCGGAGCGUCAUCGUCCUCGGCUGCAGCAGAUUCCGACGACUCGCUGGUCCAGCCAUCCACCAUCCCGCUGUUGGAGAGCAUCGAUCUGGUGCCUGAUAUAAUCGCAGGUGCUCCGCCUCUGUCGUCUUUAGAAAAAGAUAAAGACUUGGACUUUGACCUGCUUCAGGACCUGAUGGACGUGGACAUCGAUCCUUUAGAUAUCGAUUUGGAGAAAGAUCCGCUCGCCGCCAAAGUGUUUAAGCCUAUCAGCAGCACCUGGUACGACUACUGGGGAGCAGACUACGGCACGUACGGAUACAACCCUUACAUCGGAGGUGUCGGAAUUCCAGUUUCCAAACCGUCUGUCGCUGUGGAGAAGCCUGGCUCUCAGAGUCUGUCUGUGUCCGUGUCUCAGGCGCUGGACGCCCGACUGGAAGUGGGCCUGGAGCAGCAAGCUGAGCUGAUGCUCAAGAUGAUGGCGACUCUCCAGGCCGACUCCAUCCUGCAGGCACUCGGUUCUACUACGUCCACUGUCAGCCAGCCCUCUAACGGGACCGACGACUCGCUGCUCCGAGCUCUCCACGGGGGAGGCUCUCCUCCCGUUGGCAGCCUGAUGGGCCAGCCCUCCUCAAUCCCCAUUCUGAGUGCCUGCUUCAACAAGCUGUUCUCCAUGCUGCAGGUCCAUCAUGUCCAGCUGGAGUCGCUGCUGCAGCUGUGGCUGACGCUCAGCCUCAACACCUGUUCUGGCGGCAGCGAGGAGAGCGGCUCGGAGAUCUUUCUGUUCAACGCUAGCCGAGUGCCGACCAUCCCGCUCAACCAGGCAUCCAUCAGCAGUUUCCUGUCUGUGCUGGCGUGGUACCCCAACACCUCCUUAAGGGCGUGGUGUCUGGUGCUGCACUCCCUUACUCUGAUGACCAACAUGCCAGCGUGUGCAUCCAGCAGCGGGAUGAGUUCUCAGGAAAGCUCCGCCCAGCAGAUGGUGUCCGACUCCAACCUGCUCCAUGUGCUGGUGCGCUUCCUGUCCAGCAGCAACACCAACGGUAUGAGCCAGCACAGCUCCCAGGUGGGACCCACAGCCACCCAGGCCAUGCAUGAGUUCCUCACCCGCCUGCAGGUCCACCUGUCCUCCACCUGUCCCCAGAUGUUCAGCGAGUUUCUGCUCAAACUCAUGCACAUCCUGUCUACGGAGAGAGGUCCGUUCCAGUCAGGCCAGGGUCCGCUGGACGCCCAGGUGAAACUGCUUGAGUUCACUCUAGAGCAGAACUUUGAGGUGGUGUCAGUGGCGACUAUCUCCUCCGUCAUCGAGUCCAUUACCUUCCUGGUUCACCACUACAUCACCUGUUCAGAUAAAGUGGUUUCCCGUAGCGGCUCAGACAGCUCGGUGGGCGCUCGGGCCUGCUUUGGGGGUCUGUUUGCAAACAUAAUUCGUCCAGGAGAUGCAAAAGCCGUCUGUGGAGAAACCACCCGUGACCAGCUGAUGUUCAACCUCCUGAAGCUGGUGAACGUGCUGGUGCAGCUGCCUCUGUCCGGAGACCGGGAGUUCAGCGGACGUCUGCCGCCGGUCGGCAGCGGAGCGGCUGAUAGCAGCGUGUCGGACGAGGAGAAGGUCUGCGGCAGCAAAGAGGGCAUUGCUGGUGGAUCCACCUCCAGUCAUGGUCCUGCUGCGGGUGUGGCUGACCUGGUGCUGGCCAAUCAGCAGAUCAUGAGCCAGAUCUUAUCAGCUUUGGGUCAGUGCAACAGCAGUGCCAUGGCUAUGAUCAUUGGAGCUAGCGGUCUCCACCUCACCAAACAUGAGAACUUCCAUGGUGGUCUGGAUGCCAUCUCCGUGGGGGACGGCCUCUUCACCAUCCUCACGACUCUGAGUAAGCGGGCCAGCUCGGUGCAGGUCAUGCUGCAGCCUAUCCUCACAUACAUGGCCUGUGGUUACAUGGGUCGACAGGGGUCUCUUUCUACCUGCCAGCUGUCGGAGCCGCUCCUGUGGUUCAUCCUCCGAGUGUUGGACACCAGCGAGGCCCUGAAGGCCUUCCAUGACAUGGGUGGUGUGCAGUUGAUUUGUAACAACAUGGUGACAAGUACCAGAGCCAUUGUAAACACAGCACGGAGUAUGGUGUCCACCAUCAUGAAGUUCUUGGAUUCAGGUCCUGGAAAGACGGCAGACGGGAGUCCUAAAUCCAGAGUGAUGACGUCAGAACCGGACAAUGCAGAAGGACUCCAUAACUUUGCUCCUUUAGGUACCAUCACCUCCAGCAGCCCCACGGCACAGCCAGCAGAGGUUCUCCUCCAGGCCACUCCCCCUCAUCGCCGUGCCCGCUCAGCAGCCUGGUCCUAUAUCUUCUUGCCAGAGGAGGCAUGGUGUGACCUCACCAUCCACCUUCCAGCCGCGGUGCUGCUGAAGGAAGUCCACAUCCAGCCUCACCUGGCUUCUCUAGCCACCUGUCCGUCCUCUGUGUCGGUGGAGAUCAGCGCAGAUGGAGUGAACAUGCUGCCGCUCUCCACGCCUGUCAUCACCAGCGGCUUAACGUACAUAAAGAUCCAGCUGGUGAAAGCGGAGGUGGCGUCUGCUGUCUGCCUGAGGCUGCAUCGCCCUAGAGAUGCCAGCACUCUGGGUCUCUCUCAGAUCAAACUCCUGGGUCUGACGGCGUUUGGGAACACCUCGUCUGCAACCGUCAACAACCCUUUCCUGCCCUCUGAGGACCAAGUUUCCAAAACCAGCAUCGGGUGGCUUCGUCUCCUCCACCACUGCCUCACCCACGUCGGUGACCUUGAGGCCAUGAUGGCCAGCUCUGCUGCCCCCACAGCCAACCUGCUGCAGACCUGCGCUGCACUGCUCAUGUCACCGUACUGUGGCAUGCAUUCCCCCAACAUCGAGGCUGUGCUGGUUAAGAUCGGCCUUCAGUCCACAAGGAUUGGCCUGAAACUCAUCGACAUUCUGCUGAGGAACUGUGCUGCUUCUGGUACCGACCCGGCUAACUUGAACAGUCCUUUGCUGUUUGGGAGACUGAACGGCCUCUCCUCCGACUCCACCAUCGACAUCCUGUACCAGCUGGGGACCACACAGGAUCCUGGGACCAAAGAUCGGAUCCAGGCCCUCCUGCAGUGGGUCCAUGACUCCUCUCGAGUGGCGGCCCAUAAACUGAGUGUCCCGAUAGGAUACGCCGGUGCUGGCUCCUCCUCUUCCUCCUCGAGGGAGUAUGGCCUCCUGAUGCCGUCCCCAUCCCACCUCCACUGCGUGGCGGCCAUCUUGUGGCACAGCUACGAGCUGCCUGUGGACUACGACCUCCCGGGUCUCCUCAACAGAGACCUCUUUGAGCUGCUGUACAGCUGGUCCAUGUCUCUGCCGUGUAACAUCGUCCUGAAGAAGGCUGUGGACAGCUUGUUGUGUUCCAUGUGUCACAUCCACCCCAGCUACUUCGCUCUGCUCAUGUCCUGGAUGGGGAUCGUCUCUGCGCCCAGCGCCACGCACUCUCAAGCACAGCAGCGCCGCCUCGCCAUGACGGACGAUGGCAAAAAGCAGCAUGAUGCCAACGCUAAUGCUGCAGGACUCACAGAUGACUCCAAGCAUGCCAGACCUCCGGUUAAUCUGUCAGAGUCUCAGCUGACCACCCUGGCUGCCGCUUCCCAGUCUCCCGGGGCGAUAGAGCAGCUACUGGACUCGGGCCUGCCCUCCCUGCUGGUCCGAAGCCUGGUUCAGUUCUGCGUUGGCCUCCUGGUCAGCGCCGACCUUCCUCUGCCUGCCGCCCAGGCCGAGAGGCGGCACCACCACUACCACUCGCCCUCCUCCCAGAGCCGCCGUCCUCUGGCUGCAGAGCUGGCUGCUCCGGUUCUCCAGUUCCUCACUGAGGUCGGAAACAGUCACAUGAUGAAGGACUGGCUGGGAGGACCGGAGGUGUACCCUCUGUGGACGGCGCUGCUCUUCCUGCUUUGCCACUCCAGCGCCAGCACCAGUGCUGGUUCAAACGCCGGUCAGCCACCGGGAGCCGGAUCUGCUGCCGGCCCCCCUCCCCCCCAGAGCCAGCCUUCAGGCUCCCGCUUCUCCCUGCUGUCUUCAGGAGACGCGGGAGGCCUGACCACACAGCAGAGGACGGCUCUGGAGAACACCACCGUGGCCUUUUUCCUCCAGUGCAUCUCAUGUCAUCCUAACAACCAGCGGCUCAUGGCUCAGGUUCUCUGUGAACUCUUCCAGUCCGCUCCUCAGCGGGGGAACGUCCCCGUCUCCAGGAACAUCUCAGGAUUCAUUCGAAGGCUUUUUCUGCAGCUGAUGCUGGAGGAUGAGAAGGUCACAGUCUUCCUUCAGUCUCCCUGUCCGUUGUAUAAAGGACGCAUAAACGCCACCAGUCACAUGAUCCAGCACCCCAUGUACGGCGCGGGCCACAAGUACCGCACCCUCCACCUGCCCAUCUCCACCUCACUGGCUGAAGUCCUGGACCGCGUUUCAGACACGCCCAGCAUCACCGCUAAGCUGAUCAGUGAGCAGAAGGAGGACAAGGAGAAGAAGAACCAUGAGGAGAAGGAGAAGAUGAAAGCAGACAGUGGUUUCCAGGACAACUACAGUGUUGUUGUCGCCACAGGUCUGAAGUCCCAGUCCAAACGAGCUCUUUCAACACCACCCCGACCCCCGUCAAGAAGGGGACGCGUCAUGAGUGACAAGCUGACGGCUUCGUCAGGCGUGGACCCCUCGGCGAAGACCAUCAGCGUUCCCGUCUUCCACCUCUAUCACAAGCUGCUCCCAGGUCAGCCCCUCCCCCCCGAGAUGACCCUGGCUCAACUGCUGACGCUCCUGUACGACCGCAAGCUGCCACAGGGCUACCAGUCCAUCAACCUGACGGUCAAACUGGGAUCCAAGGUCAUCUCCGACCCGGGCCUGUCCAAGACGGACUCCUUCAAGAGGCUUCGCACAGAGAAAGUCGACCACUGUGACUUGCUGAACAGCUGUCCUGAGGACGAACCCAUGGCGGCCGGUGAUGAAUGUCUGGAGGCCGCCACAGACGAGUCCCUGCUUGAGACGAGUCCAAUCCAGUCUCCGCUGCAGGUCUUUGCUGGGAUGGGCGGUCUGGCCCUCAUUGCAGAGAGGCUGCCGAUGCUCUACCCCGACGUCAUUCAGCAGGUGACCUUCAGCCUCAGAUUGCUGCUGUCCUCGGCUCAGAGCGGUUUUAAUUCUCCGGGCUGUUCACAGGUCAGUGCUCCCGUGGUUCCCUCUGCCACGCAGGAGAAGCCCAAGGACAGCGACCAGUUUGAGUGGGUCACCAUCGAGCAGUCGGGCGAGCUGGUGUACGAGGCUCCAGAGUCUGUUGCUGCCGAGCCACCUCCUGUCAACAAGCAGCAGUCCCAGUCCUCUCCCUCGUCCUCCUCCUCAGUGCAGACCAUGUCUCCCAUCCCUGCCCACUCGCUGGCUGCUUUCGGCCUCUUCCUUCGCCUGCCGGGGUAUGCUGAGGUGCUGCUGAAGGAGAGGAAGCACGCCCAGUGUCUGCUGCGCCUGGUGCUGGGUGUGACGGACGACGGAGAGGGCAGUCACAUUCUGCAGUCUCCAUCAGCCAACGUCCUGCCCACGCUGCCGUUCCACGUCCUCCGAGCUUUGUUCAGCAGCACUCCUCUCACCACAGACGACGGCGUGCUGCUGCGUCGCAUGGCUCUGGAGAUCGGAGCCAUCCACCUCAUCCUGGCCUGUCUGUCGGCGCUCAGCCACCACGCCCCCCGCAACCCCAAUGCCACCAACAGCGUCUCAGAGCAGCAGAUGUCCAGCUGUCACAGUGGGGGGACCAGUGAGGAGCAGCAGCUGUACUGGGCUAAAGGGACCGGGUUUGGGACCGGAUCCACUGCGUCGGGCUGGGACGUUGAACAGGCUCUCACCAAGCAGCGGCUGGAGGAGGAGCACGUCACCUGUCUGCUCCAGGUCUUGGCGAGCUACAUUAACCCAGCAGGCUCCAGCGGCGGCCACAGCUCUGACUGCUCCUCCUCAGACAGUCGAUCCCAGAACAGCUCGGCGCUACCGGCGGUGCUUCAGGAGCUGCUGAGCCAGUCCUGCCUCAUCCCCGCCAUGUCCUCCUACCUACGCAACGACUCGGUGCUAGACAUGGCGCGCCAUGUCCCGUUGUACCGAGCUCUACUGGAGCUGCUGAGGGCCAUUUCCACCUACACAGCUCUGGUCCCGCUGCUGCUGCCUCUGUCUGCGGACCCCGCCCAGGAGGAGGAAGAGGAGGACGAGGAGCAGUCGGAGGGACAGACCUCAGUAGGGAUGCUGUUGGCCAAGAUGAAGACGUGUGUGGACACAUACACAAACCGUCUCAGGUCAAAGAAAGAUAAAAGUAAAGGAGUGGUGAAAUCAGAAGGCUCUGACCCAGAACCUGAAGGUUUGACUCUGCUGGUUCCCGACAUCCAGAGAACUGCUGUGAUCGUCCACGUGGCUACCACCAGCCUACGUCAAGCCAACCAGGAGAGGAAGCUUGUUGAAUCUUCGAGGAAAGCGUCGAGCCGGCCGAAGCCGCUGUCCGUUCUUCGUUCUGUGGAGGAAAAAUAUGUUGCUGCCAUGAAGAAGCUCCAGUUUGACACCUUUGAAAUGGUUUCAGAAGACGAGGACGGAAAGCUGAUGUUUAAGGUCAACUACCACUACAUGUCUCAGGUGAAGAACGCCAGCGACACCAACAGUGCAGCCAGAUCCCGGCGCCUGGCCCAGGAGGCCGUGACCCUGUCCACCUCUCUGCCCCUUUCAUCCUCCUCCAGCGUCUUUGUCCGCUGUGACGAGGAGCGGCUGGACAUCAUGAAGGUUCUCAUCACCGGCCCCGCCGACACUCCCUACGCCAACGGCUGCUUUGAGUUUGAUGUGUAUUUUCCUCAAGACUACCCCAACUCUCCUCCACUGGUCAAUCUGGAGACCACAGGGGGUCACAGUGUGCGCUUCAACCCCAACCUGUACAACGACGGCAAGGUGUGUUUAAGUAUCCUGAACACCUGGCAUGGAAGACCCGAGGAAAAAUGGAACCCUCAGACCUCCAGCUUUCUACAGGUGUUGGUGUCAGUUCAGUCCCUCAUCCUUGUGGCCGAGCCGUACUUCAACGAGCCCGGGUACGAGCGCUCCCGUGGCACCCCCAGCGGCACCCAGAGUUCCCGGGAGUAUGACGGAAACAUCCGUCAGGCCACGGUCAAGUGGGCCAUGUUGGAGCAGAUUCGAAACCCGUCUCCCUGCUUCAAAGAGGUGAUCCACAAACAUUUCUACCUGAAGAGGACUGAGAUCAUGACUCAGUGUGAGGAGUGGAUCGCUGACAUCCAGCAGUACAGCAGUGACAAGCGGGUCGGCCGCACCAUGUCCCAUCAUGCCGCUGCGCUGAAGAGACACACGGCUCAGCUCAGAGAGGAGCUCCUGAAGCUGCCCUGCCCCGACGGCCUAGAGCCCGACGCCGACGAGUUCUCCGAGAAGAGCGCCUCCCUCAUCCUCAAAGAGCUGCCGGGUCCGGAUGCAGAGAAGCCCGGCAGCAGCCAGGACAGCCACUGCAGCGAGGGCCAGCUAUGAGACCCGCACCCCAGGCCCCGCCCCUCCCUCAUGAUUACUACUCUUUUAAGACUUGACGGCUGCAGAAGGCGAGCCGACUCUUUGUCCAUAUUUGUAUGUAAAGAUCUAAUUGCAGGAUAGCCGAUAACGAGAGGACGCGAGUUUCUGGACUUCGCUACGUCCACACAAACUUUUAUUUACCUGUAAAAGACUGUAAACAUUUUGUGCUUUUUCCAAUUGUGAGAUAACCACUGAUUGGUAUGUUAUUAAACUUGUUUAUGUAUACAUUAUGGCAGAGGAAAUGACAGAUUAUAUAAGGGAAACUACCUUCAGAGAAGAAUGUUUACUGAAUGUGUUGUGUGUUUUUGGGACUGUUGGCGUGAAGACGGUGAGGAUAUAUUGGUCAAUCAAUAAGCAGAUCAUUUAAAAUGGGUGAGUGAUUCAGAGAUGAACCUCCUUGCUGCCUUUGAUUUUCUGGGAUCAGAUCCACCUGAUUAAAGCUGAGACGGACAUUUUAAAUGCUAUGUUACCCCUUUCACAGGCUCCGAAUUAAAAGGCUUUACCAUACUCUUGAUAAA
This is a messenger RNA of Nothobranchius furzeri (turquoise killifish), 15989 nucleotides long. RefSeq names its product baculoviral IAP repeat containing 6 (gene birc6). Gene Ontology annotation, biological process: apoptotic process; regulation of cytokinesis. Gene Ontology annotation, molecular function: ubiquitin-protein transferase activity. Lineage: Eukaryota; Metazoa; Chordata; Actinopteri; Cyprinodontiformes; Nothobranchiidae. The record is from RefSeq and is a predicted model, not a curated record.